This is a messenger RNA of Ctenopharyngodon idella (grass carp), 3446 nucleotides long. RefSeq names its product ras homolog family member T2 (gene rhot2). Bases 155 to 2008 code for a protein of 617 amino acids. Gene Ontology annotation, molecular function: GTP binding; calcium ion binding; GTPase activity. The record is from RefSeq and is a predicted model, not a curated record. Gene Ontology annotation, biological process: small GTPase-mediated signal transduction; mitochondrion organization. Gene Ontology annotation, cellular component: mitochondrial outer membrane. Lineage: Eukaryota; Metazoa; Chordata; Actinopteri; Cypriniformes; Xenocyprididae. The transcript is spliced from 19 exons.
CCAUUUGGGCUCCAACCGGAAGUCAGUAGCGGUGCCAGUUUCUUUCGCUGGAAUGGGGCUAGUCAGAAACUAGCACUGAGCUUUGAAUUGAAUUUGAAGUUUUUGGCAAAGAUAGACGCAGCUUGUCGGAGAGUUCAAUAGAGAGUGGAGUGAAAUGAAACGCGAUGUCCGGAUACUGCUGUUGGGGGAACCCAAAGUGGGAAAGACCUCUCUCAUCAUGUCUCUGGUCGGAGAGGAGUUUCCUGAGCAGGUUCCUCUCAGGGCGGAGGAGAUCACCAUACCUGCUGACGUCACACCUGAGAAAGUGCCCACACAUAUAGUCGACUAUUCAGAAACUGAACAGUCUGAUGAAGUGUUGAGGGAGGAAAUCGUAAAGGCUAAUGUCGUGUGUGUGGUUUAUGAUGUCACGCAAGAGGAAACCAUUGACAAGAUCAGGACUAAAUGGAUUCCGCUGGUCAAUGGAGGCGCUGAGAAAGGAAGCAAGAUUCCCAUCAUCCUCGUGGGCAACAAGUCUGACUUGCGCUCUGGGAGCUCCAUGGAAACCAUCCUGCCAAUCAUGAACCAGUUUUCGGAGAUUGAGACCUGUGUAGAGUGCUCAGCAAAGAAUCUGAAGAAUAUUUCCGAGCUCUUCUAUUACGCCCAGAAGGCCGUUCUACACCCGACUGCUCCGCUCUACGACCCCGAAGACAAACAGCUGAAGCCGCAGUGUGUUCGAGCUCUGAGUCGAAUCUUCAGCAUCUCUGAUCAGGAUAAUGAUCACAUCCUCAGUGACACUGAACUCAACUGCUUUCAGAAAUUGUGUUUCGGGAAUCCACUGGCUCCUCAGGCUCUUGAAGAUGUGAAAACAGUGGUGUGGAAGAACACCAGUGAUGGAGUCCAGGACAACGGACUCACACUCAACGGUUUCCUGUUCUUGAACACUCUCUUUAUCCAGAGGGGACGUCAUGAGACCACCUGGACCAUCUUGCGUAAAUUCGGCUACGAUGACACGCUGGAGUUGAUGGAUGACUACCUCUACCCACCACUGCGAAUACCGGUGGGCUGUACGACGGAGUUGAAUCAUCUGGGUCAUCAGUUCCUCCAGAAGCUCUUUGAUAAGUAUGAUGAGGAUAAGGAUUCAGCCCUCUCUCCCGCAGAGCUGAAGAAUCUGUUUAGUGUUUUACCCUACAUGCCCUGGGGCCCGGCGGUGUACAGUAAUGUCCCCCUUACGGACGAGAGCUACAUCUCCCAACAAGGAUACUUCUGCAAGUGGAUGUUAUGUGCUUAUCUGGAUGUCCACCGGUGUUUGGAGCAUCUGGGAUACCUCGGGUAUCCGAUUCUAAUGGAGCGAGAAUCCCAGACCUCCGCCAUCACAGUAACGAGAGAAAAGGCAUUAGACCUGGACAAGAGACAGACUCAGCGGACUGUGUUCCUCUGCAAAGUGAUUGGUCCGCGCGGAACGGGAAAGACAGACUUUCUUCGAGCAUUUCUGCAGCGAAGCACUGAGAGAAAUGACCGCGACCCCGGCCCCCCCUCAAUAUAUGCUGUCAACACAGUCUCAGUAGCCAAUCAGGACAAGUACCUCAUCCUGGAAGAAGUGGACGUGGAAACAGAGUUUCUAAAAGCAGCAGAUGCAGCGUGUGAUGUGGCGUGUCUCAUGUAUGAUGUCAGCGACCCAGACUCAUUUAACUACUGUGCUAGUAUAUAUAAGCAGCACUAUAUGGACAGUGGGAUCCCGUGUGUGGUGGUGGGCUCCAAAGCUGAUCUGAUAGAAGUCAAACAGCAUCAUGGGAUGAGCCCAUCUGAGUUUUGUUACAAGCAUCGGCUGCCUUCACCCCUCCAUUUCUCCACGCUGCUCACACACACUCACACACACAUUUACAGCAAGCUCACCUGGGCCGCCAUGUACCCGCACCUGAAUGGAUCAGACAUGAGCAGCACGUCUUUCUGGCUGCGUGUGACUCUGGGCGCCACAAUAGCCGCCAUGCUGGGCUUCGCUCUGUACAGAGCCUUUAGCCGACACAAAUGAUGCACACGCACAAUACAUGCAGAUAAACACACACUCCUUCAUUUCCUGCGCUCUGUCUUGGCCUUACCGAGUCAUUGUGACUUAACAAGGGUGUGAAACCCUGUUAGUUACAGCGACACAACAGAAUUUAGCAGUUUUUUUUUUCUCUUCAGCUGGACUAAAGUAUUACAGACAUGCUUUGCUUUUACUACGAAAACUUGCCGACCUUACUGUUUGACCUACAUUGGUCGACCCCAAGAGACGUUUUUCCAACAGGAGCAAUAUUAAGAAAUGAUUUAACAGAUUAUGUUUUGAAUUGUACAGAGAUUGUAAUGUAUUUAAGACCUUGGGAAAUCAAUAUGGAUCAAGAAUAUAUUCAAUGUGAAUGUAUUCAAACUCAUAUUCGGCGUCUGAAGCGUCUAUUCAAACACAUCUCAGUGUUGGGGUCAAUUAUUCGGUUUUACCUCAGCCAGUUCAGGAAAUGCACUUCAAUUUAAUUCAUAAUUCACCCUUUCAGAAUAUUUGAGAAGCUAAAGUAAUUCUGGGUUGAAUAUAAGUUGAGCUCUAGUUAUGUGCUAUGGAUGUCAACUGAAAAUAACCAUUUUGACUCAAUUUCACUUGUAUUUAAAGGAAACAAUCAACUAAAUGAAGUGCAUCUUCUAAAUUGGCUGAAAUUAAAACGGAAUAAAUUUCCAUUUCAUGUUCCUCAGAUGGCUGUUUAUAUGUAUGGACCAUGACUGACAAAUUAUCGUUAUUUUUUCUUUUAAGAUGACGAAAAACCGAUUGAAAAUAGCUAAACUGGGCCCAAAAUCUUGCUUUUCCAUUUGCCUGUAUUGAUUGUAGGGGUGAAUGAUCUUUGAUUUCGUUUAGAAUUGCUGUAGGGAAGGAUGGUGUUAAUAAGUGUAUUUUUAAUAAGUGUAUUUUAAGAUGAUUAAAUGCUCUGAUGCUUUGGCCUAGUUCAGAGCCGUCCUAUAGAUAACCAGUGUCACUACUCUCACUUUACCACUGGAAUUGCUGGAAAUGAUCAGGAUAGACGGCAGAAGAUGACAUGGCUGACUGUAUUUAUAAUAUUGUCCAAACUGGAUUUAUCUCAGAACUGUUACUGUUUCAUUUCAUUCCAAAAAAGGUUUUAUUUCAGCCUAAAAACAUUUUCCCAGCAAUCCAAUAACCAAUUUCUGAGCUGAAGGUCUGUCUGUGUUAUUCAUGAGAAUUUGCAUGUGAAGAUAUUCCUUCAAAAAGACAGAACUGACUGUGGAUGCACUGAUUCAUUGGUUUAAUUUUCAUAAUUUCAAUAUUUUGUCCAGUAUUAAUGCCCAGUAUUAAAUUUAAAAUCCCCCAGGCUUGUGUGUCUCGUCGGCCUUGAUCUUCCAGCUUCAAUAUCAAAUGAGAUGCUUGGAGUGAAGCCAGUAUGUUCUAAUAGAAAUAUUUUGUAAUAAACUAGCAUUUUUUUUCUGGUGAA